AUGGCGUAUGAUCCUCGAGGGGAUCACCAUGGCAGGAGAGGAGGAGGAGGAGGCCCAGGCGGUGAUGGAGAGGGUCAAGAUGGCGGUUUCGUGAGAGCCAGGGGUCGACGUCCUGUUACUGAUUAUGGCUCAACCGUCGCCAACUGGAUGCGCCAUCGCUCGCCACUUGACGGCGAUGCAUACACCGGAGAAGUCGAGAGGCCAAGUGCCAGCUUCAUCGUUGAUUUCAUACCACCCGCCGCGAGGAGGACAGAUCCCGGUGACACAAUCCCAGUGAAGCACCUACACUCAUCACUGAACAAGAUCAAGCACCCGGUCAACGUCGUCAGGUGGACGCCAGAAGGACGCCGCCUGUUGACCGCGUCGAGCAGCGGAGAGUUCACAUUAUGGAACGGUACCGGAUUCAACUUUGAGACCAUUAUGCAGGCCCACGAUUCCGCCAUCAGAGCUCUCGCCUAUUCUCACAACGACGACUGGCUCAUCUCUGCCGACCACGACGGAAGCGUCAAGUACUGGCAGCCCAAUUUCAACAACCUUCAGAGCAUCGCCGCACAUAACGACCCGGUCAGAGACCUCGCAUUCAGCCCCAACGACUCCAAAUUCGUCACUGCAUGCGACGACUCGACGCUCAAAAUUUUUGAUUUUGCUGGAGGAGUGGAGGAGUCGACCCUCAAGGGCCACGGCUGGGACGCCAAGAGCUGCGACUGGCAUCCGACAAAGGGCUUGUUAGUAUCAGGCUCAAAAGACCAUCUGGUCAAGCUGUGGGAUCCCAGGACAGGCCGGUGCCUGACCACCCUCCACGGCCACAAAAACACAAUCACAAAGACGCUGUUCGAAAAGGUCCAGGGCGACUGCCUGGCAACGUCAGCACGAGACCAGACGGCCCGCGUCUUCGACCUCCGAAUGAUGCGCGACAUCUGCCUGCUCAAGGGCCACGAAAAGGACAUUUCGACCAUCGCCUGGCACCCAGUCCACUCCAACCUCCUCAGCACAGGCGGCCACGACGGCUCCCUGUACCACUACAUCCUUGACGAGCCCAACACGCCCGCCGGUCACGCAAACUCCGUGGCCCCCUACGACAGCUCCGACCCGUCGACGACCCCGGCGCAGACGAUAUAUCCCGCCCACAAGGUCCCCUUUGCCCACGACUUUGCCAUCUGGUCUCUCGACUGGCACCCGCUAGGCCACAUCCUCGCCUCGGGCUCGAACGACCGCAUCACGCGCUUCUGGUCUCGCAAGCGGCCCGGCGACGCAGACGUCUUCCAGGACCGCUACCACGUCGGUGAGGCCGCCGCCGAGGCCAACGGCACAUGGGACCGCCGCGGCGGGCGCCGCCAGCGUCAGGAGGAGGAGGAGAUGGAGAUGGAAGACGAGAUGGACGGCCUCGUCGACCAGAAGAUGCCCCUCAAGCAACCCAUGGUCCCUGGGUUCCCAGGCCUCCCCGGUCUUCCUGGACUACCGGGCCUACCGGGCCUCUCGAUGCCGCAGAACGGCGGCGCAGGCGGUCCCGUCCCGCCACCGCCGAUGAUCCCCGGCGUCGGCGGCGCAGGUGGCGCACCCCCUCCGCCCCUACCCUUCCCCCUGCCCGGGCUAAACGGUGCACCGCCGCCGCCGAUGAUCCCAGGUCUCCCCGGCGGCAUCGACCCGAGCAACCCAGCCGACCUGGCCAAGAUUGCCGAAAUGAUCCAAAAGGCCGGCGGCACCUUACCUCCCCCGCCACCAGGUGGCUUCGCGCCGCCGCCCGGCAUGGUGCCGCCGCCGAAUUUCGUGCCGCCGCCCGGGUUCCCGCCCAUGCCCAUGUCCAUGCCGCCGCCUCCCGGCGCGAACAACAACAACCACAGAGACCGCGACGACGGUGGCCGUGGCGGCAGGCGGGCGCCGCUUCCUAGUCAGGAGGAGAGUCUGAAGCAGGAGCAGCGACUCACGGUACUCGAGGAACUCUGCACCUUUGGACAAUGCUUGUCUAGUCUCUGUGUAUGCAAGUAUGCGAUGCAGCCGACCUCUCCUCUGUUUCUGUCUCUCUCUCUCUCUAUCCUCGGUCGCUUCCCCCUUCCAAGGUACAGUAAUGGUACAUAUGUGAAAGCAAAGGACAACUAUGGAGAGCCAACUCGGCCUCAUGCUAAAUCCCCGCCAAAUUGA
Messenger RNA from Colletotrichum lupini, 2139 nucleotides. RefSeq names its product WD domain-containing protein. Bases 1 to 2139 code for a protein of 712 amino acids. The record is from RefSeq and is a predicted model, not a curated record. Gene Ontology annotation, cellular component: mRNA cleavage and polyadenylation specificity factor complex. NCBI's taxonomy places the organism in Eukaryota, Fungi, Ascomycota, Sordariomycetes, Glomerellales, Glomerellaceae. The transcript has 6 exons. Gene Ontology annotation, molecular function: protein binding.